AUGUCAACUACACCUACUCCAGUCACUCUAGUCGGAGCAACGGGUCUCACCGGUUCCGCAUCCCUUCGAUCCCUUUUGCUUUCUUCACAUCCAUUCAACCUUACAGUCCUCACUCGAAGACCAUUAUCCGAAUCGAUCACUCCCUCCUCCUCCAACCCCUCCACUAUUCUUGCAACCAAGAUCCACGAAGAUCUUUCCUCAGUACCGAAAGAUGCGGGAUUGAAGAUUGCCGAAAAGGGUGGUGUAUACAUUUCUGCCCUGGGAACAACAAGGGCUAAAGCUGGAGGAACGGCAGAGCAGGAAAAGAUUGAUCUGGUGUUGAAUAGGGAUUUGGCCAAGAAGGCGAAAGAGGAUGGAGCUGAAACUAUGAUCCUCGUUUCUACCGGUGGCGCCAAUCAUACAUCCCGUUUCUUCUAUAUGCGAAUCAAAGGUCAAUUGGAAGAAGAUGUCAAAUCGAUGGGAUUCAAGAAUGUUAUCAUCCUCAGACCUGGUGCAUUACUUGGAGAAAGAACCGAAUCUCGAUCUGGAGAAUGGUUCGUCCAAACUCCUUUUAGACUCCUUCGUAAAGUUGGAUUGAGCUUUAACUUAUCUACUCAAGCUGAAGACGUCGGAGCAUGUAUUGCGGAACUUGCUGCGAACACUCCUGAAGAAAAAGUCUUGACGCUUUACGAUGAUAAGAUCAGUUAUUACGCUAAGAAGUAUAGGGAAUCAAACCCUUCUUCGUCGACCUAA
Kwoniella botswanensis is the source of this 732-nucleotide messenger RNA. RefSeq lists its product as uncharacterized. The record is from RefSeq and is a predicted model, not a curated record. Gene Ontology annotation, cellular component: cytoplasm. The coding region runs from base 1 to 732 and encodes 243 amino acids. Gene Ontology annotation, biological process: import into nucleus. The transcript has 4 exons. NCBI's taxonomy places the organism in Eukaryota, Fungi, Basidiomycota, Tremellomycetes, Tremellales, Cryptococcaceae.